Pseudophryne corroboree (corroboree frog) is the source of this 2196-nucleotide messenger RNA. RefSeq names its product minichromosome maintenance complex binding protein (gene MCMBP). The record is from RefSeq and is a predicted model, not a curated record. The transcript is spliced from 16 exons. Gene Ontology annotation, molecular function: chromatin binding. The coding region runs from base 1 to 1953 and encodes 650 amino acids. Lineage: Eukaryota; Metazoa; Chordata; Amphibia; Anura; Myobatrachidae. Gene Ontology annotation, biological process: DNA-templated DNA replication.
AUGGCGCCUGUGCCUUGUUUCCGGGGACAUUCUACGGCGCAUGCACAAAUCACCGGUACUGUUGUUGCUCCGCCGCGGUUGCCUGGCCAGCCAUUGAAUGUCAGUACUCUGCUUCUCUCCACAGCUCAGAGCGAGUCGCUGCCAGACUGGGAGAAGAAGGUGACAGGGUAUUUCCAGGAGAAGCUACGAGAUAAUCACAGCAGCUGGGUCCCCAGCCUGAACGAUGUUCCCCUGCAUUACCUGAAGCCCGGCAGCUUGGUGAGGUUCCGCUGCAUGGUGCAGGACAUGUUUGAUCCAGAAUUUUACAUGGGAGUGUAUGAAACGAUUGAGCUCGGGACCAAUUGCAGGACGCUGCACGUUGGGAAGUACAGGGACGUGGCAGAGUGCUCGCCGCAGCAGGAGGUGGAUGUAAAUUCCAGUAGGACGGUGACUUCUGAGCGGCAGACGUUCUACUGUGUCCCCGUGCCGGGAGAGUCUCCCUGGGUGAAGGAAAGCAGCGGGAGCCAGGCCAGAGCGUGCGCCUCCACCUCCUACAUCCCCAACCGGCAGAAACGCAGCUACGAGGAAGAUGACGACGUCUCCGGCCUUCACUCGGAACAAACCGCAGGUGGUGACCGGGAGAAGUGCAGUCUUCCUAAGCGACUGGAGACAGAGGAGCAGAUGAAUCGUCAGGAGACCACCACAAACACCCCCCUGUCUCUGGACCUCAACUUCCCUCUGCCUGGGGAGAAGGGACCGGCCUGCCUUGUGAAGGUGUACGAGAACUGGGACGCCUAUAAAGUGAAUGAUGUGCUGGAGGUGUACGGCGUCCUGUCCAUGGACUCUGUGCCGAGCGCGGUCAGCGAGGGCCGGGAUUCUAUGUCUGCGCUGCUGGACCCAGAAGACGGUAUGUAUACCGCGGAGGAGCAGCGAGCGCACAGCCCCCCCACCUCUCUGGUGCCCAGGAUACACGCCAUCAUCACGCGCAAAUUGCAGCACAUCAAUCCGCUGAUACCGGGGUCAGUCUGCCAGACAGAGGAUGGCAAGCACUCACUCGCAGGUCUCAUGUCCCAGCUGUCUUCUGUGAGGGCGGAGCUUCUGGGGUUCCUCACACACGCUCUUCUCGGGGACAGCCUAGCGGCCGAGUACCUCCUGCUCCACCUCAUCUCCACCGUAUACGCCCGACGAGAUGUUCUCCCUCUGGGGAAGUUCUCGCUGAACAUCAGCGGGUGCCCCCGAAACGGCAUCUUCACCCAACACCUGUACCGUGUGGUGCAGCAGCUGGUGCCUGCGUCUCAUUACCUUCCCAUGACCAUAGAAAACAUGAACAGUCUGUGCUUUGUGCCCCGAAAGGAUUAUGCCGCCAACCGGCUGGUGAGCGGCCUCCUCCAGCUUUCUUCUCACACCUCUCUGGUGGUGGAUGAGACUCUGCUACAGCAGGGCCAGCUGGACACCAAAGGGGUUCUCAAUGUCACGGCGCUGGGGAACGUGGUCACCUGGCAGAAGGUGGAUUAUGACUUCAGUUACCACCAGAUGGAAUUUCCCUGCAAUAUUAAUGUCCUGGUCACCUCGGAGGGGCGCUCGCUGCUUCCAUCAGAUUGUCAGGUGCACCUGAAGCCACAGAUGACCCCUCCGGAUCUGCAGCAGUAUAUGGAUGCACUGCUCUCCACCGUGCUGCCGUCUCUGCUCAACCAGUUCCGCACGUACCUGAGCGUUCUGCGACUCACAGACUACACCAUCUCGGAGGAGAUCACCAAGGCCGUGGAAGAAGACUUUGUGGACAUGCGGAAGGACGACCCGCAGAGAAUGAGCGCUGACGAUCUGCACCGGUUGCUGAUUGUCGCUCGGUUGCUGUCGCUGAGCGCCGGUGAGACGACGCUCUCCAGGGACGGGUGGGUCCGCGCCAAGCAGCUGGAAUUGCAGAGAAAGAGCCGCCUCCAGGACCAGAAAUAUCUGAACGGGAAUGAGCUGUAAUAUUGGGGGGUGAUUCCUCUCCUCCGUUCUGAGUUCUCGUUUUAGCUUUGCAGCGACAGUGACUGCUGUUCAGGCUUCUCGGGAGGUGGACCCUGCGCAGGCUGCGACCGCGGCUUACAGGAAUACUUUGUGCUGCGCAUAUUGUUCCGGAACAGUCCUUAUAUUACAGAAUUGUUCUCGCAUACAGUAUUUUCUUUCUACUUACAUUAUAUUUUGUUAUUAAAAGGUUUACAAUGUCUUAAA